Pseudophryne corroboree (corroboree frog) is the source of this 1355-nucleotide messenger RNA. RefSeq names its product sushi, von Willebrand factor type A, EGF and pentraxin domain-containing protein 1-like. The record is from RefSeq and is a predicted model, not a curated record. Lineage: Eukaryota; Metazoa; Chordata; Amphibia; Anura; Myobatrachidae. The coding region runs from base 110 to 1285 and encodes 391 amino acids. The transcript has 12 exons.
AGAGUCUCCCAUUUGGGAUUACAGCUAUAUUAGGGCAGCAUCUUGUUUGCAGUGCUCUAAAAGGUUGAGAAAAAGGUCAGUUUUCCAAACAAACAGCUUGCAAGUCAUCAUGUCUUAUUCACCUGCUGGUCCAUGGAACUUAAGAAUCAUGUUAUUCUCAGCACUGGCUGCAACUGUUUUCAGUGAUUGUUCAAAGCCUCAGAAUCUUACGCAUGCUGUACUCAAUGAACCUGUUACUUUGGAUUCUUAUGCAGAGGGGACUAAUUUCACAUAUUCCUGUAUACCAGGAUACAUUAAUAUCCCACUCAUAAGUAAUGUCACUUUCUGUCAGAAUGACAGUACAUGGUCAAUAUCUACGGAUGACUUCUGUGGUAAGGUUUCCUGUGGCAUUCCAGAUAUUGUUGACAAUGGAGAGGUUCAAUUCACUGAUGCACUGUUUGAAUCCACUGCAACAUACAAGUGUAAUGAUGGAUAUAUACUGUUUGGGAAUGUCACCAGAUAUUGUUCAGCUGAUGGCAGAUGGAAUGGAACAGUUCCCUCUUGUAACCAAACCUGCCCUGACCCUCCGCAGUUAAAGUUUGCCACAAUUACUAAUACAGUUGAUAGCAUGAAAAAACAUUAUUUUCCAGAGGCAUUUACUAUUUUCUACAAAUGUCUAUCUGGAUAUGAGAAUCAAACUUUGAUGCCAACGUCUAUCACAUGCCAAAGUGAUUACACCUGGUCAGAAAUAAAGGAGUUCUGUGUUAGAGUGUCCUGUGGGUCACCAGGUGAAGUGCAGAAUGGAAACAUCAUAAUGGUGGAUGACAAGUUUCAAUCCAAAGCAACCUUUUCCUGUCAAGAUGGGUAUAUGUUAGUGGGAAAUACAUACAGAGAGUGCAUGGAAGAUGGACGCUGGAGUGGCAGUAAUCCAGAAUGCAAGAGAAGCUGCCCCUUCCCUCCGGUUCCUGUGUCCGCAGAGAUUAUUGAAAUACCUUACAUCAAGUAUUUUCCAGUCGGAUCAUAUAUCAACUACAAGUGUGCCCUGGGAUACAGAUAUGACCCAUUUCUACCUCCAAACAUUCAAUGCCAAGACAGUUUUGUUUGGUCAGAAAUCACACCAUUCUGUUCAAAAGUGACCUGCGGGGAUCCUGAGCAGAUUCGGAAUGGAGAAGUACAAAUAACAGGAAAUGAUUAUGGUUCGAUAGCUGCCUACAGUUGUAAUAAUGGAUAUCAUUUAAUUGGGAACUCACAAAGAAAAUGUACAGCUGAUGGUGUGUGGGAUGGCACCCUGCCUGUGUGCCAAUAAACUCAAGGUUGUUUAAUUGAACACUGAAAAAAAUAUUUGUCUGUGUGGCCCUGAUUUGGAACAAGCUUUA